GGGAGGGAGUGGCUCGUUGUUAUCGUGGUGGGGGGAGAUGUUGAUAGAUUUCAUUUGGUUGUUUAUAUUUUUGGGUAAACUUUCAAUCUGUUUAGAAAGCUUUAUGAUAAUUUUAACAUCCUUGCCCGUCACAUACCACCACUAAGCUACAUGUAAACGAAUUUUGUUCCAUCUUACAAGCGUUAUCGUCCGUAAUAACAUUUUAUCUAACCUAACCGAUAGCCGACCGAUACCGGUAUGGGUUUGUCAAACUUAUCUAGGUCCUUAAUUCUUGAAUAUGUCUUCGCUUUCGUUCUUCGAGUUUGGUUGUACAAUUCUGAAUUUAAGACGACCAUUAUUGGCCGUGUUGAAGUUUCCACUCCCGUUAACUCAUGGAAAAGAGUGACGGAGGGUGUGGUGCUGCAAAAAGAUGGAGUUAAUCCAUAUAGCGGUGACAUGUUUCAUGAAAGCCCUGUUGGAUUAGCUAUUUACAGCCAAUUGAUAGAAUAUGCGUCUCCAUAUCUGCCGGGCAUUUUUAUUCUUUUAGAUCUUAUCACUGGCCAUUUACUGUACCUAACAGCAGUCGAAUAUAUGAAACACUUGAUGCGGCGUCAGGAGGAGGACAAAGCAGAGUUCAGUGAAGAUGUGAAAGAUCUCUUGCUGUCACAGAAAGAUGUUGAGAGGCAACCACUCUAUGUUGUUGCAGCAUACCUGUUCAAUCCCUAUAUUCUAUUUAAUACUGUGGCUCAAACAACUACUGUUUUCAGCAAUAUUUGUCUAGCUGCUUCAUUUUUAUUUAUGGCCAAAGGUAAUCGUUGGGGCUCAUGUGUUACUAUAUCCUUUGCUACUCUGCAAUCUUUGUAUCCCAUUGUUCUGAUUGUGCCUGCGGCAAUAUGUGUUGGUUACCACACAUUGCCAAUUAAGAAGCCACAAAAAUUAACAAAAGCCAGAGCCAUUGCACCAGUUAAACUGGACAUUUAUCAGAAAAUGUUGCCAAAGUCAUUGCGAUCGGUCAAUUCUACCCAUUGGAUAACUUCUAUGGCAACUACAAUUGGCUUGUUUUUUGUAAUGCUUACUUCCCUUCUUUUUCUAUCAUGCCACUUGAGUGGUGGCUGGGAAUUCCUUCACUCAGUAUAUGGGUUUAUGCUCUUGGUACCAGAUUUGCGACCAAAUAUUGGUUUGUUUUGGUACUUUUUCACUGAGAUGUUUGAGCAUUUCCGUCUCCUCUAUUUAUGGGCCUUUCAAAUGAAUGCGCUUGUUUUGUAUCUUCUUCCUCUUUCAUUGCGGACUCGUAGGGAUCCUAUCCUCUUAGCUGCAUCCCUCACGGGUAUCACUGCAAUGUUCAAAUCCUACCCAAGUCUAGGCGAUGUUGGAUUCUACUUGUCCCUUCUACCCAUGUGGGCUCACAUAUUCCCUUGUAAGAAAUUUUUCCUUUCAUUUUUCUCCUUGAAUUUAUUAGUUUUAUUUAAUAAGGAAAAAAAUUCUGUUGCAGAUUUGCAGCAAGGCUUCAUUGUUUUAGCUGCAUUUAUAAUUACAUCAGUUCUUGGACCCACAGUCUGGCAUCUUUGGAUCUACGCCCGUUCAGCAAAUGCCAACUUCUACUUUGGAGUUGGCUUGGCAUUUGCAAUUGCUCAGAUCUUCUUAAUCACAGAUAUUCUGCUUUCAUAUACAAAGAGGGAAUUCAUUCUCCGACAUGGGACAAGUACUUUGCUUCAUGGAAAGCAUGGGAAGCUUGUCUUGGCUUGAAUAAAUUUAAAACACAUCCCUA
This is a messenger RNA of Thrips palmi, 1747 nucleotides long. It is a transcript of the gene PIG-U, whose product is annotated as phosphatidylinositol glycan anchor biosynthesis class U protein. The coding region runs from base 238 to 1725 and encodes 495 amino acids. The record is from RefSeq and is a predicted model, not a curated record. NCBI's taxonomy places the organism in Eukaryota, Metazoa, Arthropoda, Insecta, Thysanoptera, Thripidae. The transcript has 6 exons. Gene Ontology annotation, biological process: attachment of GPI anchor to protein; protein localization to cell surface. Gene Ontology annotation, cellular component: membrane; GPI-anchor transamidase complex.